AUGUGGCACCGGGACAGUGGAUGCUUCACCACCGAGGACUGGGUCAACGACCUUGUAGCCCGGCACGAUGUCGACCAGACAUCCACGGCACCCGUGAGCUUCGAAAGUCUACACCUGAUCCAAGAGCACCAGGCAGCGCAACUCGAACACGAGGCCUUCCAAAUCCCAGGCUGCGAAUCCAUCCUCUAUAGCGAUUUUGUCAUCGACGGCAAUCACGUCAACGCUCGUAUCGAGUUCGACGUGCCCCAGCUCAUGCUAGCUCCCACCCUCGAGUUGAUCUCCAGACUUCCUGGCUGGAUCACCAUCAACUUCUAG
This is a messenger RNA of Moesziomyces antarcticus, 315 nucleotides long. RefSeq lists its product as uncharacterized. NCBI's taxonomy places the organism in Eukaryota, Fungi, Basidiomycota, Ustilaginomycetes, Ustilaginales, Ustilaginaceae. The coding region runs from base 1 to 315 and encodes 104 amino acids. The transcript has a single exon. The record is from RefSeq and is a predicted model, not a curated record.